AUGUCGUCUUAUCGAUAUGAAUAUCGUCUUAUAGAUAUGUGGAGUGCUCACUUGAAUCACUGCUUCUUGAAAAACGACAUUAUAGUGGUGAAGGUUGCCAAGACCCUGUUAACUCCAAUCGGCAUUUGGCCGCUCUACCGCGGCAAUUCCACCUCUGACAAGAUCAAGACUUACCUUCAGACAAGUGUAAUAUUCUGCUUCAUAUGCUUUUUGCUUAUUCCGCACAUCAUAUACACCUUCGACGCGGAGGACUUGAGUAGAUACAUGAAGGUCAUAGCCGCUCAAGUGUUCAGCCUGCUCGCCAUCAUUAAGUUCUGGACGAUAAUCAUCAAUAGGGAUGGCAUUAGAUAUUGCUUGCAACAGAUGGAGAUCCAAUACAAAGACGUAGAGUGCGAGGAGGAUCGACUGGUGAUGAUGAAGAGCGCCAAGAUUGGUAAGCUCUUUACUAUAACUUACCUGGGAUUGUCAUACGGCGGUGCUUUAUCUUAUUACAUAAUCAUGCCAUUAUUGGCAGAGAGAGUCGUGAAGGAAGACAAUACAACACAGAUAUCUUUACCAUAUUUAAGUGAUUAUAUCUUCUUCGUGGUAGAAAACUCGCCGUUUUACGAGAUCCUUUUCGUCUCGCAAAUAUUAAUCAGCAGUAUUAUCCUUUCCACUAACUGCGGCGUUUAUAGCUUGAUCGCUACCUGUGUGAUGCAUGCUUGCUGUUUAUUCGAAAUCGUUCGUAGACAACUGGGAACAGUCCUCAACGAUGGAACCAAUCACUUGCACAAACGACUCGGCCGCAUAAUCGAAAAUCAUAUACGAGCCAUUAGGUAAGAAAAGCUUAGAAGCGCUUUGUAUGGAUUAUGAUUUUUUCAUCAGAUUUUAUAAAAUAUAA
Molecule: messenger RNA, 880 nt
Organism: Odontomachus brunneus
Lineage: Eukaryota; Metazoa; Arthropoda; Insecta; Hymenoptera; Formicidae
Exons: 2
Coding region: 1-819 (272 amino acids)
Biological process (GO): sensory perception of smell; detection of chemical stimulus involved in sensory perception of smell
Cellular component (GO): plasma membrane
Molecular function (GO): olfactory receptor activity; odorant binding
Source: RefSeq, a predicted model, not a curated record